This is a messenger RNA of Neodiprion virginianus, 2591 nucleotides long. RefSeq names its product U3 small nucleolar RNA-associated protein 18 homolog (gene wcd). Gene Ontology annotation, molecular function: protein binding. Gene Ontology annotation, biological process: rRNA processing. Gene Ontology annotation, cellular component: small-subunit processome; Pwp2p-containing subcomplex of 90S preribosome. The coding region runs from base 122 to 1801 and encodes 559 amino acids. The record is from RefSeq and is a predicted model, not a curated record. NCBI's taxonomy places the organism in Eukaryota, Metazoa, Arthropoda, Insecta, Hymenoptera, Diprionidae. The transcript has 7 exons.
CGGAUUAGUCAAUGGACUCCAAAUACGCGCCACGCGGUAUUCAAUAACAUGUAAGAGCUGUUGAGCUUACGUGCAUACAUAUUAUACAGAAAAGUAAUAAUCUAUACAGAAUUUUGGAGUAAUGGCUGCAACGGUAGACCGUGUGUCAAGUCUUGAACCAUCUGAGGAUGAGAUAGAAGCAGAAGAAUUAGAGGAAACACUGAGAAAAAGAAAAACGUCAGAACCUGAACUUGGAGAGGUUAAAUACAACAAGAAGUUUACCACUCCUCUGAGAAAGAAACGCAGAAAUCAUUACGACCCGGUAGAAGAAGCCAGACUCGAAAGGCUCGUAUUCGGUGACCAUAUCGACGUCAUUAGCAACCUUCUACGAGAUGAGCACAAUGAUUCUAAAUCACAGACACCUUUGUCCAAGGUUUCGACCCCUAAUGAUGAGGUGGACGAUUCUGAUGACAAUGAAGACAAUGAUGAAAAAACCGAUGACUCUGAUUUAGAUAGAUCGGGUUCAGAAGAUACAGAGCAAGAUACAGAUGCUGAUUCGGGAGUCGAAGAUGAAGAAUUGAAGACUGAAAAACAAGUGGCAUGGGUAGAUGAUGACGAAGAAGAAAACCUUUCCGUUGAAGAAACCUUGCGUCUGCAAGGGCGAAGACUGGCUGUGCAGCGGCCUGAAAAACACUACAAAGAACUGCUACGAAACAAGUACCAACAACUUGUUGGCACUCCUAAGUGGGCUGAAAUUAGUGCAAAAAAGGAAACUGGCUCCGAAGAGGAUUCAGACGACGAAAUAUUGCGGCACAGCAGUCAUUUGAUAACACCAAAACCUAAGAAUUUAGCACAAGGAACAAUCGAGUUGAAAGCUCUAAAAAAUAUAAACCAAGAAACUCGAUCCGAGGGGCCUGUAAUAACAAGUCUUCAAUUCCAUCCAACCUCUACAGUGGCAUUAGUCGCUGGAUUAUCUGGGAUAUUGUCGAUAUUUCAAAUUGAUGGUAAACAGAAUACAAAACUGCAUAGUAUGCAGUACCGAAGAUUUCCAAUAAAUACGGCCAGGUUCACAAAAGAGGGAUCAGAAAUAGUGGUAGGCUCACAACGCCAUGCUCAUUGUCACACCUAUGAUUUAUUGGCUGGAAAAACGUACAGAGUACCACUACCACAUGGCAUCACUAAUAUGAAGAACUUCGAAGUAUCUCCCGAUGAGAAAUUCAUCGCCGUAUGUGGAAGAAUGGGUAAUAUAUACAUCCUGACUACCAAAACCAAAGAACUUGUGAGCACUUUGAAGAUGAAUGACCAGUGUAAUACUUUGGCAUUCUCUCCUGACAGUAGGAAACUUUUCACACAUGGUGAGGGAGGCGAAAUUUACGUAUGGGACAUGAACGAGCGUACCUGUAUGCACCGAGCUAUAGAUGAUGGUUGCUUGUCGGGGUCAAGAAUUGCGGUUUCACCUAGCGGGCAAUAUUUAGCCACUGGAAGUAAACAGGGAGUAGUUAAUGUCUACGACACUAGCACAGUCUUAGACAGCACUAAUCCCUCCCCAUUGAAAAUAGUCCUGAACCUUGUUACUUCUAUAACAAGUUUGAAAUUUAAUUCUGCGUCAGAGAUUCUUUCAAUGGCGUCAGAUGAGACGGAAAAUGCAUUUAAAAUGAUGCAUCUACCAUCAGCUACGAUAUUCUCAAAUUUUCCAACAUUUCGAACAAAGUUUUUUAAGCCCAUAGCUGUAGAUUUUUCUCCCGGCAGCGGGUAUUUGGGAAUUUCAAAUAAUAAAGGCAAUGCUUAUUUGUAUCGGUUGAAACACUAUGGAAACUAUUAGUUACUAAAAUUACGAGUUGAUAUCGUUUAUUAGUUAUUCAUAAUUAUUGUACAAAAUAAAGCAUCUUAUGAUGACUAAACGACGUAAUCCGAGUUAUGCAUAUAAUUUCACGAUGAUUUAUGAGUAUAAUAUGUAGCCAUAAAAAGCUGCGUAAACUCUUUGAUGACACCUUUGAUGUAGACGUACCGAUAUUAAAGUUUUAUCACUCUUUGUUUUAUAUCCAGUUACAUAAAUGGUUUGACCUUUCCAUGGAAAAUGAAUGUGGGGCUCCAAUAGUGCAAAAUAUUCGACCUAAUACUUACAGAACUUGCGUUCGAUACCCCUUAACUAGCAAAGUACAUUAGAUGGAAAAUGCAUUAAAACCCAUGGGCUAUGAUAUAUUCAAAUUUUCCAACAUUUCGAACAAAAUUUUUCAUGCCUAUAGCUCUAGAUUUCUGCCAGCAGCAGGUACUAGGAAAUUUUAAAUAACAAAAGCAGCGCUUUAUUCACCGGUUAAAACGUGUAAGUCUGUGGUUGAAACACUAUGGUAACUAUUAGUUACUAUGUACCGAUAGUAACAUUCAUCGACAUUACUAUAUGUCGAUGGUAACACUGCACAUUUAAUCAACUAUGAUGAUUCGUUUCCAUAAUCAACCUCUGCGAGUAUACAACUAUUAGAACCAACUAGUGUAUUCCAGGAGGGCAGUAUUCUCCAUAAUUCUCCAUAAAUAACAAUACCUACAACUUGCGAAUAAAGUUAGAAAGUGGUGAAAAAUUUCAACGCAUAUUAUAAUCCCUAUACCGAUUAAAA